AUAGAAACAAUAAAAAUGAGUGAAAAUAUAACUGAUGAUGAAGAUAUUCCGGAUGUUUUUACUGUUGAGAAGAUUUUGGACCAGAGGCAAUCCAAUGGUCAAGUUCAAUACUUUGUGAAAUGGCAGAAUUAUCCCGACGAAGAUAACACCUGGGAAAUGGCAACAUCUCUGGACUGUUUUACGCUGAUCAACUCUUUCAAAAAACUUCGCCUUAAAAGGGGACUACUUCUCAACCAAGAAUAUGAAAGAAAGGCCAAGCGGCUGAAACUUGAUCCAUGCUUAGUACUUGAUAAUCCUUUUAACUAUGAUUUUAGAGCUCAAGCAAUUCUCAAGGCCUUUAAAAGCAGUGGUGAAGUAUCGUUUGUAAUCAGGUUCUUUGAACUCGAUCAACCUCAAAUUGUUCCAUCUGGGAUUGCCUACGCAGAAAUACCUCAGAUGGUCCUCCACUUUUACGAAAAGCACUGCAACUUUGGAUCGAAUUUUAAGACCCGUGCAGACCUGAGAAACUAUCUUUAACUUUAAACAAGUUGGUGACAAAAAAAGGUAUUGUUUUCGUUUAUUUCUUCGAGGGUAAAUAAAAAAGCGCGGCGCUUUGCAUAAUAUUAC
Drosophila ficusphila is the source of this 606-nucleotide messenger RNA. It is a transcript of the gene HP1e, whose product is annotated as heterochromatin protein 1. The record is from RefSeq and is a predicted model, not a curated record. Gene Ontology annotation, biological process: negative regulation of transcription by RNA polymerase II; chromatin organization. Gene Ontology annotation, cellular component: pericentric heterochromatin; nucleus. The coding region runs from base 16 to 516 and encodes 166 amino acids. NCBI's taxonomy places the organism in Eukaryota, Metazoa, Arthropoda, Insecta, Diptera, Drosophilidae. The transcript has a single exon. Gene Ontology annotation, molecular function: chromatin binding.